Messenger RNA from Hemiscyllium ocellatum (epaulette shark), 1592 nucleotides. RefSeq names its product HIG1 domain family member 1A, mitochondrial-like. The coding region runs from base 126 to 437 and encodes 103 amino acids. The transcript is spliced from 4 exons. The record is from RefSeq and is a predicted model, not a curated record. Gene Ontology annotation, cellular component: mitochondrion. NCBI's taxonomy places the organism in Eukaryota, Metazoa, Chordata, Chondrichthyes, Orectolobiformes, Hemiscylliidae. Gene Ontology annotation, biological process: mitochondrial respirasome assembly.
CGAGGUGACAUUCACCGGCUCGGAGGGGCCGCGAGCUCAGUUGGAGCCGGUGUCUGCGGUUGCUGCUUGUUCUCUCGUUUGGGUGUUCAAAUCGGAUCGGAUCGGAUCAGAUCGGAUCAGUCACCAUGUCUUCGAGUAAUGUGAGCCUGCUUCCUAUGCUUCCCUCAGAAGAUGACCAAACUUCAAAGCUUAUUCGAAAAUCUAAGGAGUCCCCAUUUGUCCCUAUUGGGAUUGCUGGGUUUACAUCUGUGGUGGCUUAUGGACUGUACAAACUGAAGACCAGAGGAAACAAAAAAAUGUCUGUACAUCUUAUCCACAUGCGUGUGGCUGCCCAGGGAUGUGUAGUAGGAGCCAUGACUAUAGGUGUUCUUUGGUCGAUGUACAAAGAAUAUGUUGUGAAGCCCAGGGAACAGAAAAUUGCUCUGCUUCAGAAAUGAAGUUGGACCUGUUUACCGUCGUUCUUAGAAUUUAAAAUCUUAGGCUUUCAAAUGUACCUCACAUUGAGGUGAUCAGGAUUUUUCCUUUCACCUUGGAUAAGUACUUAUUAGAUAUUUAAAACUUUAGAUUUUUCAAACUUGCUUUAGACAGUAUACUAAUUUAUACUGCCCAGGAAUGAUUUUUUCAACAGGCAUGAUUAGUGCUGCUGGGUGCAGAAUACCACUUUUAUCCGAUUUUGCCCAAUUUACAAACAAAACUGUUUGUUUGUUUUUAACCUGAUACUCUUUUCAUAGUUAUCCGUUGCAAUCCUUUGAAGAAUUUAUCAGCUCCACAUUGGCAAGAUAUUAUUAAACAUUAGCCUGUUUAUCAUCAUUAUUUGUUUGGAGGGUGUUAGCUGCAGAGGUUGGACUAACAUCAUUCAACUGGCUGGUUGUUGCACGAUGCAGUACUUGAGAUCGCAUUUCACUUUGUUUUGGCUGCAUUCAUGUCUUUAAGAUGCUAAAGUUUGCUGCAAUUCAGAUCCACUUCAAAUACUUGAAAUUACAUGAGAUGCACAAUGCUUGGGCAAAGUUUAUUCCAAGUACAUCACGAGCCCUGUUUGUUUCGAGUAUUUCCACUCUGAAUUUCAAUUGGUCAAGAAGCAGUUAUUACUCUUGUAUUCAUUUUUAUUCAUUCUUGAAAGACAUUGGAAGUCUCCAGUGCAUUCUGGAGUCUGCAGCAUUAUUAAUUUUUAUGUCAAAUUCACUUGAACUUGCACAAACUGAAUAAUGUUUUGAUUUGGAAAUGGGGAGCAAAAUCUGAUAUGCUGGACUUUUAUUUCAGUAUUUUGAAGCAGGGCUUUUAAUAAUUGGUAACUUUUUACAGCUUGCCUUCAACAUUGAUGUAUUUUAAGUGUAACAGAUUAAACUGGAGACCUAAUACUUAGAAAAUGUUAGUGUAAAAUUGAUGCAUUUCAGACUAACUUAAAUAUAGGAUGAUCUUUGUUUUAGAGUAAAUUAUGAAUAUAAAGAUGGUUAUUUUUCACUGAAAAUGGGUCAAAGUUUGUACUUGCAAUCAAAUUACCUUAUAGGUUGCGAUGGGACUGUGCUACAUCAUUCAAUGAUAUUUUUCAUGUUGCAAAAGAUGUCUUGUAUUUAAAUGCACUUGAAUCGAAA